Messenger RNA from Gallus gallus (chicken), 2542 nucleotides. Its product is annotated as solute carrier family 25 member 33-like. Gene Ontology annotation, biological process: pyrimidine nucleotide import into mitochondrion. The record is from RefSeq and is a predicted model, not a curated record. Lineage: Eukaryota; Metazoa; Chordata; Aves; Galliformes; Phasianidae. The transcript has 7 exons. Bases 93 to 1340 code for a protein of 415 amino acids. Gene Ontology annotation, cellular component: mitochondrion. Gene Ontology annotation, molecular function: pyrimidine nucleotide transmembrane transporter activity.
CUCUUUUGUUCGAAUAAAGAAAGGUAACAAACUCCUCUCUUUUGGGGAUAACUGAGCAGAAUUUUUCCCAACUGCACUGAGAAUGCAUAAACAUGAGGACGCCUGGAUUCAGCCCACAGGAACAAGCAUCAGCAGCAGACACGGACCUGGCGGCCCAUAGCCCACGAACCGUGGGCUUAGUUUGGCAUGGGGACCCGGAGCGGAAUCAGUCCCGCCAACCCGCCCCCCAGGCGGCCUUCUGGGCCGCCGGCACCCAGCCUGGCCCGCCCGCCUCCGUCCGGGGAGCCAAUGCGAGCGGAGGGCGGGCAGGCCAGGCCUCUCCCGCGGGGUGCCGCCGGCGGAGCCCGGCCAUGCCCGCAGAUCAGCGGAGCCUGCCGACGGAGCGCCCUGCCAUGGCGCAGCACAGCACACUGCUCCACCUGUUCGCCGGAGGAUGUGGUGGCACAGCUGGAGCCAUCCUGACCUGUCCCCUGGAGGUGGUGAAGACACGUCUGCAGUCAUCUCAGCUGGCACUGCGGCCUGUUUGUCUCUCUGAGAUACAGCUGCCAGGGAUAAGUGUGAGGCUGAUGAACCCCACCCCACCAGCCCCCGGAGUGCUCAAGUUGCUCAGGACCAUUCUUGAGAAGGAAGGCAUGCGAUCCCUGUUCCGAGGUCUGGGCCCAAACCUUGUUGGGGUUGCCCCUUCCCGGGCUAUAUAUUUUGCUGCCUAUUCUGGUGCGAAGGAGAGGCUCAAUACUAUCCUUGUACCAGAGUCCAAGAAAGUACACAUGCUAUCAGCAGCCUGUGCAGGCAUUACCUCUGCCUCACUCACCAACCCCAUCUGGUUGGUGAAAACCAGGAUGCAGCUGGAAGCCAGGGUGAAGGGGGAGCUGGGCAGUAAUGCCCUCCAGUGUGCUAUGCACGUGUACCGUACUGAGGGCCUUCAUGGAUUUUAUCGUGGAAUCACAGCCUCCUAUGCUGGAGUGUCAGAGACCAUCAUACACUUUGUCAUAUAUGAAGCACUGAAACAGCAUCUGAGAAAUGGCCAUCAUUCCCUUUCUACACCAUUCACGCUUUCAGCAAACAGCCGUGACUUUUUUGGACUAAUGGGAGCUGCCGCUGUCUCCAAAACAUGUGCCUCAUGCAUUGCGUAUCCACAUGAGGUAAUUCGAACACGGUUGCGAGAAGAAGGGUCACGGUAUCGUUCCUUUAUACAGACUCUGCAGCUUAUAGUCCGUGAAGAGGGACCCUUGGCUUUAUACCGAGGGCUCCUGGCCCACUUGAUCCGCCAGAUCCCCAACACAGCCAUCAUGAUGGCUACCUAUGAACUCAUUGUGCGUUUGGCACCUCCCACCUUGUAAGCACACUGUAGCACUUGGCUGAGGUGGCUGGAGAGAUAAGAGUCCCACAGUCCAGAGACAUGGUCUUUUUCUGUGGUCCAAGAGGUGGUGCUUUUUGUCACACACUGGGAUUCGUCAAGCAUAGCAUUCUCAGGACAUAAGACUAUUUUGUCCAAAGUUUUUGGCUCCAGUGCGUACAAUGUAGCCUUCCUUCUUUCUGGAGACUUGAAUACUUCCAGAGCUUCAAAAUGUCAGGGCACUGGUUUGACAGUGCCUGCUGUUAGCUCCCAGUAUGAGACAAGGACAUGAAACUUAGUGGAAAAGAGAUGAAGGAGAAAGCAUAUGCGUACUUGAGCCUCAGCAUCUUUGCAUCAUCUGGACCCAGUAACAAUGGAACGUGGGCACAGGUACACAUGAUACGGCUCAGACAUCUUGAGAGAGUUGCAGCAAGCAGAGAUCUUAUGUUGAGACCUUUCAUAUCCUUAGGGGAGCUCUUUCACUCUUAAUCUGUUGUGCUGUCCUCCUACCCUUGAGGAUUCCUCAACCUUGGAUGCCAGCAAACAUCUUAUUGCAGAAUCUUCCUGUGGGUCCUUAACAUGUUGCAGCCAUUGCCCCAGGAAGAAUCGGGCAGUUGGCAGCUUCUUUUCCUCCUGCUGGAUCUGAAGAGUUGGAGCAAGUAGCUCAAGGGAAGAAACACAGCUUGCUAUGAAGCACUACCCCAAUAACUUAUGCUACUGUCCUCACAGCCAUGUCUUGCCCAUACCUGAUCUUUUUGUGUCCCCUCCUUUCCUGAGUAGCAGGAGGAGUACACCUACUUCCCCCAGAAGUGCUGGGGCUGUUCUGCUAUAAGCUGAAGUCCCUGAUGUGAAAUGCACUCUUCUAGGCCUGUAAAGAAAGUGGAUCGUAUAAAAAGGUGGAUGAAUCUGAGUAUUUAGCCUGUUGCUGUUGAUGUGAGCCUUACUGCUUUUCUGUAAUCAAGAUUUUCCUACACGUUAUGUUUGCCUGUGGUAAUGGGCUGGGAUGCCUUCUGUUCCUCUGUGGGUUCAUAGCCCCGUGUACUGAGAAAGGCUAUGUUGUCUUUGCAAAGAAAAUAUUUUGAGUCUCAAAAAGAUAAGGGGAGGAGGGUGGAGAUGGAGCAAUUGAAACAACGCAUACACUUUAGAAAAACAACACAUCCCUAAGAUAAGGCAAUAAUUUCGAUAAAGACAUGGUCUGGACAAUCA